AUGGCCGAACUCUGUAUCGGUCUUGUGCUGCUUAACGAUUCGGAUUAUGAUUCGAGUGACGAAUAUGCACGCGAGGAUGAGAAGGAGCGAAUUGAAAAUGAUAAACCCAGAAUUGGCACAGGACGCGUGAUUCCCACGAAGUUCAUCCCUCCCAACCCAGGACGCGAUACGCCGCAGAGGCUAUUCGCACCUGGCAUUUCAGCCAAGGAUAUACCACCUCCAUAUGAGUUCAUCCGUCGAGACGGCAACCGGACCCAAUUUCUCGUCUAUACAGAUGGUGCAUGUUUAUCCAAUGGUCAACCCAGGCCCAGGGCUGGCUGCUCCUUUAUCUUCAGACCGUCCUCCUCUGAAGUCAGGGGCAAUAUCAGUUUUCCUUCGGAGCUAGAAGGGCCUUCGGGCCAGCAGUACGCGCAAACGAGCAAUCGCGCAGGGUUACGUGCUGUUCUUGCAGCGCUACGAUUUCGAUGGUGA
This is a messenger RNA of Penicillium vulpinum, 471 nucleotides long. RefSeq lists its product as uncharacterized. The transcript has a single exon. Gene Ontology annotation, molecular function: RNA-DNA hybrid ribonuclease activity; nucleic acid binding. The coding region runs from base 1 to 471 and encodes 156 amino acids. The record is from RefSeq and is a predicted model, not a curated record. Lineage: Eukaryota; Fungi; Ascomycota; Eurotiomycetes; Eurotiales; Aspergillaceae.